Messenger RNA from Cavia porcellus (domestic guinea pig), 3605 nucleotides. RefSeq names its product solute carrier family 34 member 2 (gene Slc34a2). Bases 143 to 2221 code for a protein of 692 amino acids. Gene Ontology annotation, molecular function: sodium:phosphate symporter activity. Gene Ontology annotation, biological process: sodium-dependent phosphate transport; intracellular phosphate ion homeostasis. The record is from RefSeq and is a predicted model, not a curated record. Lineage: Eukaryota; Metazoa; Chordata; Mammalia; Rodentia; Caviidae. The transcript has 13 exons. Gene Ontology annotation, cellular component: brush border; apical plasma membrane; vesicle.
GGCGGUCCCGGAAUGUGCGAGGGGCGUGAAGACGGCGGCGGCGGCGGCCGCUUUGCGCAACACCUUCGCUAUAUAUAGCCGGGCGGGCGGCAGCUGGCCGCGCGCUACCUGGUGCCGCCUGUGUCCCUUCCCUGGGAAGACCAUGGCUCCUUGGCCGGAGGUGGAAAACGCCCAGCCUGAUCCUGAGAAAUACAUCGAACAGGGCAUAGCUCAGCAGCCCGGCACAGAUGCCAAAGGCAAAGACUCGGACCACAAUGCCAAUGGCACUCCAGUGGCCAAGGCUGAGCUGCUGCCCUCCUACUCCACCGUGGCACUGAUAGAGGAGCCCACCCAGCUAGAAGACCCCUGGGACCUGCCGGAGCUCCGGGACACUGGCAUCAAGUGGUCAGAGAGAGAUACCAAAGGGAAGAUUCUCUGCAUCUUCCGCGGUCUUGGAAAGUGCAUCUUGCUCCUGGGAUUCCUCUACUUGUUUGUGUGCUCCCUGGAUGUCCUCAGCAGUGCCUUCCAGCUGGUUGGAGGAAAGGUGGCCGGGCAGUUUUUCAGCAACAACUCCAUUUUGUCCAACCCUGUGGCGGGACUGGUGAUUGGGGUGCUGGUGACCGUCAUGGUACAGAGUUCUAGUACCUCUUCAUCCAUCGUCGUGAGCAUGGUGGCCUCCUCCUUGUUGACUGUGCGGGCUGCCAUCCCCAUCAUCAUGGGGGCCAACAUCGGGACCUCCAUCACCAACACCCUGGUGGCGCUCAUGCAGGCAGGAGAUCGGAAUGAGUUCAGAAGAGCUUUCGCGGGGGCCACUGUCCAUGACUUCUUCAACUGGCUGUCCGUCUUUGUUCUGCUGCCCCUGGAGGCCGUCUCCCACUACCUGGAGAGACUGACUGGGCUUGUGGUGGACACCUUCAACUUCCAAAAUGGAGAAGAGGCCCCAGCACUUCUGAAGGUCAUCACAGACCCGUUCACGAAGCUCAUUGUCCAGCUGGACAAAAAAAUUAUCCAACAAAUCGCAAUGAAUGAUCCAGGGGCCCAAAACAAGAGCCUGAUCAAGGUUUGGUGCAAGUCCAUUACCACUCAGAUUCAGAAGAAUGUCACUGUUCCCUCGCCUGAGAACUGCACCUCCUCUUUACUGUGUUGGACGAAUGGUACCCACACCUGGACCUUGAAGAACGAGACCAUCCGGAAGGGCACUGUUAAGUGUCAGCACAUCUUUGCAAACUUCGACCUCCCAGACCUUGCUGUGGGCAUCAUCCUGCUUGUCCUCUCCCUGCUGGUCCUCUGUGGCUGCCUGAUCAUAAUCGUCAAGCUCUUGAGCUCUGUGCUCAAGGGCCAGGUGGCUACCAUCAUCAAAAAGACCAUCAAUACUGACUUCCCUUUCCCCUUUUCCUGGGUGACCGGCUACCUGGCCAUCCUCGUGGGGGCCGGCAUGACCUUCAUCGUGCAGAGCAGCUCCGUGUUCACUUCUGCCCUGACCCCGCUGAUUGGCAUCGGCGUGAUAAGCAUUGAGAGGGCAUAUCCACUCACGCUGGGCUCCAACAUCGGCACCACCACCACGGCCAUCAUGGCCGCCUUGGCCAGCCCAGGCAACACCUUGAUAAGCUCAAUUCAGAUCGCCCUGUGCCACUUUUUCUUUAAUAUCUCCGGCAUCUUACUGUGGUACCCGAUCCCGUUCACCCGCCUGCCCAUCCGCAUGGCCAAAGGCCUGGGCAACAUCUCCUCAAAGUACCGCUGGUUUGCCGUCGUCUACCUCAUCAUCUUCUUCCUCCUGAUCCCGCUGACGGUGUUCGGCCUCUCGCUGGCUGGCUGGCCAGUGCUGGUGGGCGUGGGGGUGCCCAUCCUCCUCCUGCUGCUCCUGGUGCUGUGCCUGGGGCUGCUGCAGUCCCGCUGCCCGAGCGUCCUGCCUCAGAAGCUGCGCACCUGGAGCUUCCUGCCCUCGUGGCUGCGCUCGCUGGAGCCCUGGGACCGAGUCGUCUCACUGCUCACCAGCUGCUGCCAGCGGCGCUGCUGUUGCUGCUGCCGCGUGUGCUGCCGCGUGUGCUGCCUUAUGUGCGGGUGCACCAAGUGCUGCCGCUGCAGCAAGUGCUGUGAGGACCUGGAGGAGGAGGAGCCGGGGGUCCCCAUGAAGGGGCCCGGGGCCUUCAGCGUAGCUGUGGUCCAGAAGGCCCAGGGUCAGGGCAAGGCCCAUGCUGAUGCCCUGGAUACAGCGAGCUCUUGCACCAUCACAGCCUUCUAGGGAGGGCCUGGGGCCAGGGUACUGCAGGGGGAGGGGCCCAGGGUCCACAUGCACCUGCCUUCUGCUUCUGCAGCAUCUGGACAGCCCCUGCCCUCCACAGGGCGACAUGGACGAGUAGAGUAUGACCGUGUCCAGUCCCACACACAGCUGCACUAGCAACCUGUUUCUAGACCCAGGCCAGCCUUCCAGUUGGGCAAGACCAAGGACAGAUCAGGAAACAAUUCCAAGGAAUUUUUGGGAACUUCCCCAAGAAGUGCACACAGCAGCUCUCCCUUUUUAUGCUGGAGCCUAUUUUUCCCAAAAGCAGCAGGACCAGGGAAGUAGGGGGACCUCAGAUGUGGUUCUUUCCCACGUGGAAGAGCUUCAUCACCUGGGGCUCAGGAUGUGCUUGGCCUACCUGCCUGGACAGAGAUGAGGGGAGAGAGUCCCUCACUGGGCUUCAUUUAAAAGCCUAACCAACAGGCACCAGGGCUACUGCCCUCUGCCACUGUCUUGGUCAGAAAUCAUCCCUGUUGGAAUAAGAUACGCAGUUCCUCAAAGCCUACUCUCUCCCCUGGAACCCCUGGGGCAUCUGUACAGGCAACAGUCCUACAGUUUUUUGCUUAUUUGGGCCAGUCUCGUGGUCAGCUUCUAUCCAUCUGCCCACCCUAGUUUCCCUUGGAAUCUGCAAGCAUCUCCCCUGCCCUGUAAAUGAGCUUGGGUUUCCUGCCCUCUGUCCACAUCUGCAAAGCUCCAGCCUUGUCCUAGGGGGAGGCAGCUAGGGCUGACACAACGCUGCCUGCCUUGCACGAUGGGUGUGCCAAGUGUGUGCUCUUGCUUGUCCAGGAUGCCCUCCGUGUGUCUCCUGGAGUCCCUGUGCCUUUCAUGCCUCUGCUCUCACCCUCAGCUCCUCUCUGGCAAGUGAACUUCAGCCUUAUCCAGGAAAGGGGAGGAUGUGGCUGUGCCCCAAGACCCUGUCCUCCAGCACCCUCUCCAUCAGACAAGCUUGGGGUGCCAAACUGUACCCCCUGUGUAGAUACAAAUCCCCAAACAGAGCCAUUUAUACUUUAUAGUCAUGCCCCUGUACAGCAUUUUUCAUAAGUUAUGUAGUAAAUAGUUUGUAGUUUUAUGCAUUUUUAGUGUCUCAUUUGGAAAUGAGGCAGGGUUCUUCUAUGAAAUGUAAAGACAGAACGAGCACCUUUGUAUAUUUUGUGAUAUUACCUUUUAAGCACACCUCUGGGCCCCGCUGCCCUGCACACUGUAUAUAUGUAAGUUAAACCCAGGCAGUGGCCAUGGCCAUCUUUGCACUCUGAGUUUUUAAAACUGAAAUCCUUGUACCUGCAUUGAUUGUAUGUGUUUUUUUUUUACCGGUUGUGGGAAGGGAGAAAUAAAAGGGAUAAACCAA